Molecule: messenger RNA, 2651 nt
Organism: Polypterus senegalus (gray bichir)
Lineage: Eukaryota; Metazoa; Chordata; Cladistia; Polypteriformes; Polypteridae
Product: glucose-induced degradation protein 8-B homolog
Exons: 5
Coding region: 121-810 (229 amino acids)
Biological process (GO): positive regulation of canonical Wnt signaling pathway; proteasome-mediated ubiquitin-dependent protein catabolic process
Cellular component (GO): nucleus; cytoplasm
Molecular function (GO): protein binding
Source: RefSeq, a predicted model, not a curated record
CGCACUGUACAACGCAAGAAAACGUGCGACUAAAUCUCGCGAGAUCUUGCCCUAGAUCGUGUCCCAGGUUUCGCAGCUGCUGGGGUUAAUAAGUGAUAAACCAACUAUUUCAGGACUUUCAUGAUGAGCUAUGCUGAAAAGACUGAAGAUAUAACUAAAGAUGAGUGGAUGGACAAACUUAAUAAUGUGCAUAUACAAAGGGCAGACAUGAACAGACUUAUCAUGAACUACUUGGUAACAGAAGGUUUUAAAGAAGCAGCUGAAAAGUUCCGGAUGGAAUCAGGAAUUGAGCCAAGCAUAGACCUUGACUCUCUAGAUGAACGUAUUAAAAUCAGAGAAAUGAUUUUGAAAGGCCAAAUUCAGGAAGCUAUUGCACUCAUUAACAGCCUUCAUCCUGAGUUGCUGGACACAAACCGGUAUCUUUACUUUCAUCUACAGCAACAACAUCUGAUCGAGCUGAUACGCCAACGGGAAACUGAAGCAGCUCUGGAGUUUGCUCAGACGCAGCUGGCAGAACAGGGUGAGGAGAGUCGUGAAUGUCUCACAGAAAUGGAGCGCACUCUUGCUUUACUUGCUUUUGACAACCCUGAGGAGUCCCCUUUUGGAGACCUGCUGAACAUGAUGCAACGUCAGAAGGUAUGGAGUGAAGUUAACCAGGCUGUAUUAGAUUAUGAAAACCGAGAGUCUACUCCUAAAUUGGCAAAAUUGCUGAAGCUGUUACUUUGGGCUCAGAAUGAAUUAGACCAGAAGAAAGUAAAAUAUCCAAAAAUGACAGACCUCAGUAAGGGAACAAUUGAGGAUCCCAAGUAAUUUGAAAGACUGGUGCUGUGUAGCACUGUAGGACUUCAAAUAAGGACAUUUAAACUUAUAUUUAUAUCAGUCUAUGACUGGGCACUUUUUUUUUUUUUCCUCCCUUUUUUCCCCCUGGAGGGUGGUUCUUGGCAAAGGACUAAAUUUACUGGUUAGUAAUAGAUGCUCUUGUUAUUUGACCGCCCAUGUUAAAGACCAAAAAGCAUUUUCUCAGUGUUGCACAGAUGCCGCAACUUUUUGGUCACAUAAUCCUUUUUGAAGUAUAUUAAAUGAACGAAAGUUCCUGCUUUUCGAGGAGAAGAGCAGAAUCCUGUUCUCCUUUUGUAAUGUAAUUAGUCUCCUGUACUUUUUUGGGUUAUAUGUUUGUUGCUUUUGGAUUUUAUUGCAACCAUUACGUAUAAGGCCACAAUACCGUUUCAGAUUUCCAGAAGUGAACAUAACAGUGUGUACAUAUUAUACGAAUGUAUAAAAUCAUAGCAAGGGAAUCUACAUCUUUAACAGUAAAUAAUAUGUUUUUGGAGGUUCACAGUGUCUUGUUUCAGAAUGUGUGAAUCACAUUAAUGUGGCAGUUUCAGGCAUAACUAUCACAGCUCAUUUUUGUAAAGGUUUAUUAGCUAAUAAAAACAAAAUAAUUGUCUGAAAGAAGGAAGGAUAAAGGGUUUCAUUCUUAAGAAAGUAAUCUUGAACAUUUAUCUGAGUUUACCAUUUAUUUUGGUAGACAUUGACAUUUAUCAUUUUGAUUCAGUUGUAGUGAUUUGUAAGAUAUUUGAGAUGUACAUUUUGCUUAACAAGUAAUUCUGGCAUGCAUUUGCAAUACUAUAUUAUAUUGUACUGGCAAAAUUCCUUCUUUUAAAUUUGAUUUAAUUUUGUAGACACUUUGUAAAAAUUUCCCUAUAUGCUGUAUAUCUUUGAAGAUAGUACUGUGAUAAGAGACAUCACAGUCCUGCAGACAGAUUUGCAAUUUUAAAUUAAAAAUAGUUUGAUGUAAAACUUCCACUAUUACUGUAAUAGGAGUGUUUUGCUGUACAUUAAAAAAUAUAAACCAGUAAAAUAUUUCCCUUUAGUUAGGAUAAAAAAGUGAUAUUUGGGCCGGGCCCAAGAGAGCCAUAGUGAUUGCUAGUUGAGAUUGCAACAAAUUAAAAAAUUUCUCCUGGUUUGUCUUAAAAAGCAAGCAAAUGUCAAUAAAAUGGUUCAUUGUUAUUGACACAGAAUGAAUAAGGUGCUCUUCUGCAGGCAAUACAGUAUCAUUUGCCUGAGAGUUUUUACUACAGUUAAUUGCCAUUUAAGCUCAUCUUGAACAGGAAAAUAUGUUCUUAAGUCAAUCACUGAUGCUGUGUAAACAUUUAACAAUGGUUUGAUCAUAAGUCAUGUUUUCUACUUUAAUAAAGGUUGCUAAAUGUAAAAAUUUAACUGUAUAGUAUAUUGAAAGUUUGAGGCUUGCUAUUUUUUUUGCAUUGGUUAUUAUUGAAGUAAAUUAACUACACCACAGUUGCAGUAUUGGGCAUCCCGUUUGCUGACUAAUUGCUGGUAAUGUAACAUAUUAAAAAGUGUAAUAAUGCAGAAUAAUUUAGAAUUUAGUUGCAGUAAAAACAUGUAGAUCCUGUGGCUCUUCUAUAUGUGUUGUGAUUUCCACUGGAACAGAGGACAGGACUGUUAAAAAUACAUUUUAAGCAAACUGCGUACAGAAAUGUGAACUGGAGCAAGAAGAAUUAUUUAAAAACUUUUUCCAUACUUUCCUGUUUUGUACUUUUUUAUUUAUUAUUAGAUAAUUUGCAAAGAAUGUUAAUGUUUUGGGUUUUUAUUGCAAUAAAAUUUACCUACAAUUUUACUAUCUCAACUAA